AUGCAGAAGGUCAUCCGGAGGACGGCUUUGGCAAGAAACCAGGCCCAGCGAAAGGCAGUUCGAGCCGCUAAAGAUGCUGAGCGUGAAGAAUUCAAAGACCACCUGAGACAGCGAUUCGCUUUGAACCGCAUAGAGCUCGAUAACAUCCGCGCUGAGAGGCAACGACGACGAGAAGACUGGCUCCGCGGACCUCUAGCACCUCAGCGUGAUGCCGGCUUUGAGGGCCAAUCAUUCGGUGCCCUGAGCCCCCAGGCAAUGAAUCCACCACCUAUCCCCAAGCACCUACGGAGGAAAUAUAUCAACAUUGCCGUGGGUGAUCGAGUGUGUAUCAUGAAGGGCCGGGAUAAGGGCAAGAUCAAUGAGGUUGUCCGUGUAGAUACAAGCAAUGAGACGGUUAACGUGAGGGAUCUUAACAUGAAUGAUGUGCAUCUCCCCAGUUGGAUCAACUCACAAUACGGAAACAAGGGCACUGUCAAUGCGAUGGCCUUGCCGAUUCCCAUCGAUGAUGUCCGCCUUGUCGUUGCCCUUGACGAUCCAGCUACUGGACAAACACGAGACGUCUUGGUUGAACAUGUUCACGGCGGAGAGCCAAUCCUUGAACGGGAACAUGGCACAGAAACCCCCAGACAUACCAGAUACAUUUCCGGCGAAAACAUCGAAAUCCCAUGGCCUCGCCGUGAACCUCCGGUUUUGAAUGACGAAGAGUGGGAUACGCUACGCAUGGAAGUUGAAACGCCGACUUGGACACCAUCGCUGCAUUAUGCGCCCUUUCCUCCCAGUGUUCUGGAUGAGCUCCGGAAUAAGUUCUCGAAAUACCGUACACGGCACGAUCCGGAAUGGGUUGAGGCGAAGAAGAUGGAAGAUUACAGAAAGGAGUACCUUCAAAGCAGGUCUUUGUUGACACCCAAAGGUGAGCUGAUAGCUAUGAUACGGGCCAAGAAGGAGGAACGUCUGAAUGCGAGAAGGGAUGCUGAUGGCAAUAUGCUCAUGGACGACCAAACGGCCGGAUUCAUUGAGAAUUUCUUGAAAGAGAAAGUGGCGAACAAAGCGUAA
Messenger RNA from Aspergillus bombycis, 1053 nucleotides. RefSeq names its product mitochondrial 54S ribosomal protein uL24m. Gene Ontology annotation, biological process: translation. The record is from RefSeq and is a predicted model, not a curated record. The transcript is spliced from 2 exons. Gene Ontology annotation, cellular component: ribosome; mitochondrion. Gene Ontology annotation, molecular function: RNA binding; structural constituent of ribosome. The coding region runs from base 1 to 1053 and encodes 350 amino acids. NCBI's taxonomy places the organism in Eukaryota, Fungi, Ascomycota, Eurotiomycetes, Eurotiales, Aspergillaceae.